This is a messenger RNA of Arabidopsis thaliana (thale cress), 1276 nucleotides long. RefSeq names its product phloem protein 2-B14 (gene PP2-B14). The transcript is spliced from 3 exons. NCBI's taxonomy places the organism in Eukaryota, Viridiplantae, Streptophyta, Magnoliopsida, Brassicales, Brassicaceae. Bases 204 to 1052 code for a protein of 282 amino acids. The record is from RefSeq and is marked reviewed.
CAGAAAUAUGCCCAAGCAUCACUAUAUAUUCUCACCAUCUCUAUCUCCAAGCAUACUUCAUCUAUCAUAGCUACAAAAAAUCAAAGCAUCAUAUUUACUCACAAAACGAAAUUCUUCAAAUUCUAAGAACUCAGUACCUUUCUGUUUCAUAAUACUAACAAUUAAAGAUAUAUUAAGUUUUUACUCGGCAAAAGAAGAAGAAGAUGAUGAUGUUACCAGAAGCAUGCAUAGCCAACAUCCUUGCCUUCACAUCUCCGGCGGAUGCAUUCUCGUCGUCAGAGGUCUCUUCGGUUUUCCGGUUAGCCGGAGACUCUGAUUUCGUAUGGGAAAAGUUUCUACCAUCGGAUUACAAAAGCCUCAUCUCUCAAUCUACUGAUCAUCAUUGGAAUAUUUCUUCCAAAAAAGAAAUUUAUCGAUGUUUAUGUGACUCUCUUCUCAUCGAUAAUGCUCGAAAGCUGUUCAAGAUCAAUAAAUUUUCCGGAAAAAUUUCCUACGUUUUAUCAGCAAGAGAUAUUUCCAUAACACAUAGUGACCAUGCAUCUUACUGGUCUUGGAGCAAUGUCUCAGAUUCUAGAUUCUCGGAGUCAGCUGAACUUAUAAUAACCGAUCGUUUAGAAAUCGAGGGUAAAAUCCAAACCAGAGUUUUAUCAGCAAACACAAGAUACGGAGCAUAUCUCAUAGUGAAAGUAACAAAAGGCGCCUACGGACUUGACCUAGUUCCGGCAGAGACUUCGAUUAAAUCUAAAAACGGUCAAAUUAGUAAGAGUGCAACUUAUCUAUGUUGCUUGGAUGAGAAAAAACAACAAAUGAAGCGGCUAUUUUACGGGAACCGAGAAGAGCGAAUGGCGAUGACUGUGGAAGCGGUUGGCGGGGACGGGAAAAGGAGAGAGCCGAAAUGUAGAGAUGACGGAUGGAUGGAGAUUGAGUUAGGAGAGUUUGAGACACGAGAAGGAGAAGAUGAUGAAGUCAAUAUGACUCUUACAGAGGUGAAAGGAUAUCAACUAAAAGGUGGCAUUUUGAUUGAUGGUAUUGAAGUGAGGCCUAAAACAUAAUCAAGAUGACUACGGAAGCUAUGGAUUGUUAAAUGAAAUUGAGAGGAACUCAGGGGUUGUGUGAAUGUGUUUUACUAAAUUGGUUGCAUUUGUUCAUUUAUUAUCGUGUACGUUGAAAAGAGUAGAAGUUUUAGUUUUCAAGUUUCAAUUAUUUGGCUCGUUGAAAAUAAUGUACAAUCUUAGUGGGUGUCACGAAACUGAUUAACAAUUUAAAUUUUUUAUUA